Molecule: messenger RNA, 1158 nt
Organism: Westerdykella ornata
Lineage: Eukaryota; Fungi; Ascomycota; Dothideomycetes; Pleosporales; Sporormiaceae
Product: cyclin-like protein
Exons: 2
Coding region: 1-1158 (385 amino acids)
Biological process (GO): regulation of transcription by RNA polymerase II; positive regulation of DNA-templated transcription, elongation
Cellular component (GO): nucleus; cyclin/CDK positive transcription elongation factor complex
Molecular function (GO): cyclin-dependent protein serine/threonine kinase activator activity
Source: RefSeq, a predicted model, not a curated record
AUGGCGCCCGCCGCGUCGUCCGACGAGCGAGUCGGGCCUCCAGCUUCCUUCAUCGAGGUCGCCAAGCCCUAUCUCCUGCAGUCAGCCAUUGAACGCCGUCUCAGUGAUCUCAACAUGUCGGACGCCAGAGAGGACGCCGUGCGGCUUCAAGGCGUCGCCUGGAUUGACAGCGUUCGCCGCAGCCUCCAGCUUCCCGUGCGAACCUUCAACACGGCCGUCGUUUACUUCCACAAGUUCCGCUCGCUCCAUGCCGACAACGAGUACAAUUGGGCCGAUGCCAGCGCCGCCGCUCUCUUCACUGCAUGCAAGAUUGAAGACACGCUCAAGAAGUCGAGGGAUAUUCUGUGUGCCAGUUGGAACCUGAAGCUGCCCGUGGGCGAGCAUCUUGCGCCCGACGAUCCGCGCUUUGAGAACCCCUCGAAGCUCAUCAUCGGUCUGGAGCGGCUGAUGCUGGAAAGUGCAGGUUUUGAUUUCCGGAAUCGACAUCCCCAGAAGUUGUUGGUGAAGCUGGCGAGGACCAUGGGGUUUGGCGUGGAAAGAGAGGCGAGGACCGCUUGGAAUCUAUGCUUGGAUCUGUACAGGACGUUUGCGCCGCUCAAGCAGACGGCAGCAACCAUGGCGAUUGCGUGUAUUGAGUUGGCGGCCAGGUUACAUGAUUCGAAGCCGGAAGAGCUUGUGGACAGGGGCCCAAUGUCCUAUGACAAGUGGAAAACCAGUCGGGCUGAAGUAAUGGAGACGCUUCUGGACCUGCUCGACCUUUACACCCAUCACCGUACCGCUACUGCCGUGGGACCCUUCUACCCCCUCGAGACCUUUAUUGACAUCCGCAUCCGUUUAAACCAGGAAGCCUCGGCGGCGAACAUCCCACGCUUCGCCGCCUACAUUGCGGAAGCAAGCUGGCCACGCUCCACCAACGGCUCUGCCUCCAAGCUGCGCAACGGAAUCGACACGGCCAGUCCUUUGACGCCCGUCACCCCAGGGACGACCUCGCCGUCGGCCAUGGCAACCCGAGGCCACGGCGGCACAGUACGCUUCAUGCUUGACGCGGCGCGGGCUCGACACGAACGCGCCGAAUACGACAAGUAUCAUGAAGCAGAGGAAGAGGAGUACGAAGUGGAGAUUGCUGUUGAGCCAGAGGUCAGCUCGCGUGGGCGCUGA